AUGGCUACCGGCGAAAAGAACAAAGAUUUAGCGAGACGUUCACCUCAGUCAGAGGAUUCGCGUAAUCCGUGGCAAGAAAAAGCAAGAAAAUUGGAAAACGAGAAGGUGGAAAUGGAAAAUAAAAUCGAUGCCUUGCAAAAACGGUUACAACAAGUACAGAAAGAAGCAGAAGAAUGGAAAAUUUUGGCUUAUAAGAUGAAAAACGAAUGCAGGAUAUUGCGUGGGAAAGAGAGUACCGUUCAACGACAGGCGGUCCUGCCUGUGUGGAGAAACGAGGAUUGCGACGCGGCUUACUUGCAGCGGAUCGACAGCAAAUUUUUGUGCGCCGGUUACAGCCAGGGCGGCAAGGACGCGUGUCAAGGUGAUUCAGGUGGACCGCUGAUGCUGCAAAUCAACGAAUCAGAAGAAGAAGAAGCAGAACUUGAAGUUGUUAACGAGUUUUGGACCUUACCGGUGGAAAUGGCUACCGGCGAAAAGAACAAAGAUUUAGCGAGACGUUCACCUCAGUCAGAGGAUUCGCGUAAUCCGUGGCAAGAAAAAGCAAGAAAAUUGGAAAACGAGAAGGUGGAAAUGGAAAAUAAAAUCGAUGCCUUGCAAAAACGGUUACAACAAGUACAGAAAGAAGCAGAAGAAUGGAAAAUUUUGGCUUAUAAGAUGAAAAACGAAUGCAGGAUAUUGCGUGGGAAAGAGAGUACCGUUCAACGACAGGCGGUCCUGCCUGUGUGGAGAAACGAGGAUUGCGACGCGGCUUACUUGCAGCGGAUCGACAGCAAAUUUUUGUGCGCCGGUUACAGCCAGGGCGGCAAGGACGCGUGUCAAG
This is a messenger RNA of Temnothorax curvispinosus, 820 nucleotides long. RefSeq lists its product as uncharacterized. The transcript has 4 exons. Gene Ontology annotation, biological process: proteolysis. The annotation marks the transcript as partial. Gene Ontology annotation, molecular function: serine-type endopeptidase activity. Lineage: Eukaryota; Metazoa; Arthropoda; Insecta; Hymenoptera; Formicidae. The record is from RefSeq and is a predicted model, not a curated record.